CCCCAAGGGAAACAUGGAUGCAGUUCAGGCACCAGCAACUGGCAGUUCCAAUGCACUGCAUCUCUCCCUGGCUUCCAGAAUUCUUUGGAAGUAUUUCCCUGCCUCAUUUUGUCUUGUGCAAGUUUUUUUCAUAAUUUGAGGCUUCAGCUGUGACGUGGGAUGCCAUGGCCAGCUCCUCGGACAGUGACGACGAUGGCUUCAUGGCCGUGGAUCCAGAGGACGCCGCAGUGGAAGGGACGAUGGAGCAGGAGGAUGAGCCCCACACUGAGCUGGAGGUGGAGGAGCCCAGGCCCAGCUCCAGAUCGAUGCUGGAGCUGCCAGAAGAGGUUUUGGAAUACAUCCUGUCCUUCCUCUCUCCCUACCAGGAGCACAAAACCGCCGCCCUUGUCUGCAAACAGUGGUAUCGACUGAUCAAAGGUGUGGCCCAUCAGUGCUACCACGGCUUCAUCAAGGCAGUGCAGGAAGGGAACAUCCAGUGGGAGAGCCGCACGUACCCCUACCCCGGCACCCCCAUCACCCAGCGCUUCUCACACAGUGCGUGUUACUACGAUGCCAACCAGUCCAUGUACGUGUUUGGGGGCUGCACCCAGAGCAGCUGCAACGCCGCCUUCAACGACCUCUGGAGACUCGACCUCAACAGCAAGGAGUGGAUCCGGCCCCUGGCCUCAGGUUCCUACCCCUCUCCCAAGGCUGGGGCCACGCUGGUGGUCUACAAGGACUUGCUGGUGCUUUUUGGGGGCUGGACCCGGCCCAGCCCUUACCCCCUGCACCAGCCCGAGAGGUUCUUCGAUGAGAUCCACACCUACUCCCCCUCCAAAAACUGGUGGAACUGCAUCAUGACCACCCACGGCCCCCCUCCCAUGGCAGGGCACUCCUCCUGUGUCAUCGAGGACAAAAUGAUCGUUUUUGGGGGCUCCCUUGGAUCCAGACAGAUGAGCAACGACGUCUGGGUGCUGGAUCUGGAGCAGUGGGCUUGGUCCAAGCCCAGCAUCUCUGGGCCCAGCCCUCACCCGCGCGGGGGCCAGUCCCAGAUUGUGAUAGACAACGAGACCAUUCUAAUCCUCGGCGGCUGCGGGGGUCCCAAUGCACUGUUCAAAGACGCCUGGUUGCUGCACAUGCAGGCCAACCCCUGGACGUGGCAGCCGCUCAAGGUGGAGAACGAGGACCACGGAGCCCCGGAGCUGUGGUGCCAUCCCGCGUGCAGGGUGGGGCAGUGCGUCGUGGUCUUCAGCCAAGCCCCCAGCGGCAGAGCCCCGCUGAGCCCCAGCCUCAACUCCCGCCCGUCCCCCAUCAGCGCCACGCCGCCCGCCCUGGUGCCCGAGAUGCGGGAAUUCCGCUCCCAGUCUCCGGUCAGGAGCACGGACGAGGCUCCCUGCGUCAACGGCCGCUGGGGCACCCUGCGGCCCCGCAGGCAGACGCCGUCGGGCUCGCGGGAGGGCAGCCUGUCCCCAGCCAGAGGGGACAGUUCCCCGGUGCUCAACGGCGGCACCGUGUCACCCGGAGCGGCGCCGGCCGGCGGGGCCUCGCUGGACAGCCCCGUGCAGGCCCUGUCCCCCAGCACCCCCUCGGCCGCCGAGGGCUUCGACCUCAAGGUAGGGCCGGCCCUGGCGCCGCGCCGGGGCUCGCUGCCGGAGCAGACGGAUCUGCGCCUGGCCGCCGCGGAGCUGGGCUGGGAGCAGAAGCCCACGUCCCUCCUGUGCCAGCUGGACGGCGCGGAGGGCAGGACAGCGGGCACGCGGAACCCUCCGGAGCACACCAACGGCGUCCACACCCCGCCCCACGCCGCCCUGCCCGGCGCCGUGUCCCCCGGCGCGCUCCGCCGCAGCCUGGAGGCCGUCAAAGCUCUCUCCUCCAAAGCCCCCUCGGCCGCGCUGAGCCCUCCCCUGGCGCUGUCCCCGGGGUCCCCGGGCGCCGAGCCGGGCUUGGCGCGGCCGGGCGCCGCUCAGGGCGAGGGGCACUCGCUGCCCCCCAUCGCCCGGCGCCUCGGGCACCACCCGCCGCAGUCGCUGAACGUGGGCAAGCCGCUGUACCAGAGCAUGAACUGCAAACCCAUGCAGAUGUACGUGCUGGACAUUAAGGACACCAAGGAGCGGGGACGAGUCAAGUGGAAAGUGUUCAACAGCAGCUCCGUGGUGGGGCCGCCCGAGACCAGUUUACACACGGUGGUGCAAGGCCGAGGGGAGCUGAUCAUAUUCGGUGGCCUCAUGGACAAGAAACAAAACGUCAAAUAUUACCCCAAAACAAAUGCCUUGUACUUUGUGCGAGCAAAGAGAUAAUGCGGCCCCCGGCCGCCGCCGCCACCUGUCCCCUCCGUCCCCACAGCUCCUCCUCCUUCCCCAGCCCCUUCCCAACACACAGGCGUUCAAACUGUGAAUUAGGGGAGCAGGAAACCAAUAAAAGUCCAAGCAAACCCUCCGGCACUGCCCUGGCAGUUCCCAGUACAGCCCCAGUCGAGCGAGUUGUGUUUACAGGUGGGGAAGGAUCCGAGGAUUUGGGGUGAGCGGCCAGGGAAUUCCUCCAGCCAGGAUCCUCCUGGCUUUGCUUUCCGAGCGUUGGCGAGUCUCUGUCCCUCCUGAACUCCUCGUGGGGUUGUGAGCAGAAGUGGUUUUAUAGGAAUAACCCAAAUUCCAGCAGGCAGGAGGCGGUUAGCUUGAUUAAUUCCGUGCUCAACUUGGUCAGGAAAACAACAGCAAUAUCCCACUGGGAACCUCCCAGCGCUGCCAACCUUUGCUCGACACAAACACGAUGCCUUUUUAUUUUGCCUCUCACCUGCCGCUCAUCCCUGUCCUCCAGGCAGGACCAAAAGAAGGAGGAAAGGACGUUUUUUUUUUUUUCUGUUGUGUCAAAAUGCCAAAAAUCUUGAUUGUUAGCAUCCCUCCUCUCCCUGCCCUGCUGGAUCAGGCUUUGGGAUCAGCCCUGAUCCCCUCUGCCCAGCAAAAAUACUCUAAAAUUCCCAUUAUUCCCUCAAAACUGAGAUAUUGGGCUGCCCAAUUCCCUUCUAGACUUCAAGGCUUCAUUCAAUCCAGCAGCCCGAAGCCAUCCAAGGCCGGAGCCUGGGAACAGGGUGGGUUUUCCAGGGAAAAAGGACAGAUCGUGGUAAAUCCGAGGGCAGCCUCGAUGCAGUAACUUCACCUCAUCUUUGCACGUGCCUCCUUUCGCAAAGAUUAAAUCCAAAUCCAAAGGGAUUGAACCUGUGCGUCCUUCUGGGACAGCCCCCAUCCUCCCCUGUCCCCUCCAAGGGGGUGAAAACGGGGCGGAUUCUGCCAGGUUUUGGUCAACAACCUCCAGCACCCCACAAGCGGAGCCCUCCCCAAGCCGGCAGCGCCAUGACGUGGUCCCUUCUUCCCGAAAUUUUUCUUCUCCAUUCCCACUGAGCUUUUUGCCGGUCGGAGCCUUAAAUCCCAUCCCAGCCGCGUGGGGACGGGGAGGGAUUCGUGUUCCCACCUCUGUAAAUAAACCCCUCACCGAGUCCCACCUCUGCCCUUGGUCCCACAACGAUCCCGUUUCUCCUAAGGGAAAGCAAAAUUCCAUUUUAUUUUUUUUUUUCCCCCCCACCCCCUCAAAAAAAAAAAACCCAGACCUCAGGAGCACCUUGGGUGAGCUGUGGAAUUUUCCCUCUCCGAGCGUGGCCGUGGGAAAGGCGCUCGAGGCUUCGGCAUCGAUUGGCACGUGCCCUUUGCAUGUUUUUUGUCAUCCAUCCCCCCCUCCCCCCCCAAAACAAAAAACCACAAAAAGAGUCAAACCCCGGGAUGGACUUGGUGUCCUUGUCCCUGCUGAGCAUCCCUGGAGGGCUCCCAUCCCGGGAUCCCCCCGGUUCUGUGCCGUUGUGCGGAGAUGCGGCCGCGGUUGGGAUGCGGUGCUGUGAGCGAGGUGUGUCCCCCCAGCGCCACUCAGGUGUCCCCAACGCCCCCGCGCCCGGCGCAGCCAUGGGAAGCCAUUCCGGUGAUAUUUAAAAUCUUGUGUACGUUUUGGGGCGAUUCGUGGGGGUCCCUCCCCCGCCUUCCCAACAAAUUUUUAGUGGUUUAACAAAUAAAAAGGAAAAUAAAUGGA
Parus major (Great Tit) is the source of this 4050-nucleotide messenger RNA. RefSeq names its product F-box protein 42 (gene FBXO42). The record is from RefSeq and is a predicted model, not a curated record. Lineage: Eukaryota; Metazoa; Chordata; Aves; Passeriformes; Paridae. The transcript is spliced from 10 exons. Gene Ontology annotation, molecular function: protein binding. The coding region runs from base 165 to 2276 and encodes 703 amino acids.